This is a messenger RNA of Toxorhynchites rutilus septentrionalis, 1418 nucleotides long. RefSeq names its product solute carrier family 35 member B1 homolog (gene meigo). Gene Ontology annotation, cellular component: Golgi membrane; endoplasmic reticulum membrane. The coding region runs from base 167 to 1174 and encodes 335 amino acids. The transcript has 3 exons. Lineage: Eukaryota; Metazoa; Arthropoda; Insecta; Diptera; Culicidae. The record is from RefSeq and is a predicted model, not a curated record. Gene Ontology annotation, biological process: UDP-galactose transmembrane transport. Gene Ontology annotation, molecular function: UDP-galactose transmembrane transporter activity; UDP-glucose transmembrane transporter activity.
CUGUCAACGAAGACUUGACGUGUACUUUUUUACGGACUGGGGAUCAUAUCCACCAAACAAAUAUGUUAAAUUUAGUCUUCGAUCGUGUUUGCUAGCUUUUAUUUGUUAGAGAUUUGUUGUAUAUUUCUUCGGAUCAGCAUUUAUUUCGAAGAGAUUAAGCUCAAAAAUGUCCGAUAAACAGAAAUUUGCAAUUGCUGCUGUGGGUAUUUUUGUAUGUUACUUUUAUUUCGCCAUCAUUCAGGAGAAAAUAACCCGUGGACGGUAUGGGGAAGAACUGCAGGAUGAUGGCACGCGAGGAGAACGAUUCACGUUCGUCCUGGCUCUUGUUGGUGUACAAUGUUUGUGCAACUGGAUAUUUGCCAAAGCAAUCCUUAUUGCCAAGCCACAAAACCAAGACACGACACCAAAGGUUUACUACGCAAGUAGUUCCCUCACGUACCUGCUGGCGAUGAUUAGUUCAAACAUGGCACUCCGAUGGGUUGCCUAUCCUAUGCAGGUCGUAGCCAAGUCAGCAAAGCCAAUUCCUGUGAUGCUGCUUGGAGUCCUCGUCGGAAGGAAGUCCUAUACAUUGCAGAAAUAUUUGUUUGUGCUGUUAAUUGUCAUCGGAGUUGUGUUGUUUAUGUUUAAAGAGGGAAAAUCAAGCAGUGCUCCAUUAGAGCAGGAAGGACUGGGGCAACUGUUGUUGAUUAUGAGCCUUACAAUGGAUGGACUCAUUGGCGCUAUUCAAGAACGAAUGCGGCAGCAUAGUUCCCCUUCCGCUCAGCACAUGAUGCUGGCAAUGAACGGAUGGAGCACCAUCUUCGUGAUCGUGCCACUUUUGGUAACCGGCGAGGGAAUGCAGUUCAUUGCGUUCGCAACCAAGUAUCCCCAAAUGCUGGCGCAUCUUGCCACGCUAGCUCUGGCAGGAGCUAUGGGACAGCUUUUCAUCUUCAUGAUGGUCUCAUCGUUCGGUGCCCUCGCAUGUUCGGUGGUGACGACCACACGGAAGUUCUUCACUGUGCUUGCGUCUGUUUUGCUGUUUGGGAACAGCCUAACCGGAAGGCAAUGGUUUGGCGCAAUCCUGGUGUUUACUGGUCUGUUUUCUGACAUGUUAUACGGCAAAAAAGGAGCCACCGGUGUUAAGCCUAUCCAGAAACCGAAGGAUAAAAACGAAGCUGAAGAACUUUUAAAGUAAAGUUUGUAGAAAAUAGUGUGUACUUGUGAGGGCACGGAAAAAGUGUUUUCUGGAAUCAAUGUACAAUAUAAAAAGAAAUUCGAAAUAAGUAGACCCCUUAACAAUGACAAAUCCGAUGUAAUUCUGUGAUUUUGAGCCAAUGUUAAAGAUACCAUCCAUUCCUUCAUAUCUUCAUUUUAUAAAAAUAAAUGUCAAUUUAGCAUAAGUCAAGGGAAAUACAAUAAAAACAAACAGUCGAUAUCGA